AUGGACCGUAUGCCCCACCCACAGGCCGGCUUCCAUCCUCAACCUCGGCGGCUGCGCUCGUUUCUGCCGCGAGUACUGCGCGGAGGCGACCCCAGCGCCGUCCGCACCCACGCGGCGAGAACUGCACUUUCUCUGCCCGAAAUGGCCGGACGUGAUUGGCAGCCCGAGCCCUGGAGCCCCGCCCUUUACUUCCGGAGGAAGGAGGCGGAAGUGGCGUCACUGGUUCGCGCCGUCUUUUUGCCCGCGUGCGGGGAGCGCCGUGGGGGGCAGGAGAGCGGUAAAGGACAGAAGGAGAAGAAUUUCCGCUGCUCGAGUCCCGUUGCUCAGGCCCCGCGCGCUCCGGUUCUCACGGACCUGGCGACCCCGUCGUGUUCCCGUAUUCUUUCUAAGGACCCUUUCUGCCUGCCUGAGGAAAAGAUAGAGGCAGAAAGGAUGGUGACUGACUGUUUGACAAGUUGUUCUCAGGACUCAGUGACCUUCACUGAUGUGGCUGUGCACUUCACCCGAAGGGAGUGGACUUUACUGGACUCAGCUCAGAAAAAUCUGUACAGAGAUGUGAUGCUGGAGAACUACGAGAACCUGACCACAGUAGGGUAUCAGUUGUUCAAACCCAGUCUGAUCUCUUGGUUGGAACAAGAGGAAGAGUUGAGGACAGUGGAGAGAGGAGUCUUGGAAGAAUGGGAAAUGCAGCUUAAAACCACAGACUCUGCAAUUCAGCGGGAUAUUUUUGGUGAAAAAACAUCCAAUAGGAUAGAAAUGGAAAGAAUCCACAGUGGUUGGGAGCUCAAUGAUUGUGAGGAAUCUGGCAAAGUCUUCAGUGAGCAGUCAUGCCUUAAAACACACAGGAGAACUCAAAAUGGAGGAAACCCUCAUGAGGAUAAUCAGGAUGGAAAAAGCUUUAGUCUGCACAAGAAAACCUCUACUGUAGAGAAACUUUCCAUGUUUAAUCAGUGGGGAGAAGCCUUCAGACCGCCUCCAGAUGCUGAGUACUGGAAAACUACCAUGCAAGAGAAAGCCUUUGAAUGCAGUGAUAGUGGGAAAGCCUUUGCUGAUCAAUCCUACCUUAAGGCCCAAAUGAGAACUCACAAUGGAGAAAAACUCCAUGAAGGGAAGGAAAGUGGGAGAUCUUUAAUUCACUCCACAAACUUUGGUGUGCAUAUACAAACUUACACUGGUAACAGUCAUUAUGAAUGUAAGGAAUGCAGAAAAUCUUUUAAAGGCUCCUCACACCUGAACACUCACGUUCAGGUUCACACUGGAAUAAAACCCUUUAAGUGUAAAGAAUGUGGGAAAGGCUUUAAAAGAUAUGUGCAUCUUAACAUACACAUGCGAACUCACAAUGGAGAGAAGCCCUAUAAAUGUAAGGAAUGUGGGAAAGCCUUCAGUCGAUAUGCAUACCUUAUUGACCAUAGAAGAACUCACUCUGGAGAGAAGCCUUUUAAAUGUGACAAAUGUGGAAAAGCCUUUGCUUCCUCCUCAAAUCGUAGUAAACAUUUUAGAACUCACACUAGAGAGAAGCCUUUUGAGUGUAACGUAUGUGAAAAAAGAUUUGCCAGUUCUUCGUCCUUAAUGAUUCAUAAGCGUACUCACACUGGAGGGAAUCUCUAUAAAUGCAAGGACUGUGGGAAAGAAUUUAGUUGUCUUAAGUACCUUGAGAGUCACGGACAAACUCACACCAGAGAGAAACCCUAUGAAUGUAAGAAAUGUGGGAAAGGCUUUAAACGUUCUGCACAUCUUAUCGUUCACAUGCAAACUCACACUGGAGAGAAACCCUAUGAAUGUAAGGAUUGUGGGAAAGCCUUCACUCGAUACGCAUCCCUUAUUGAACAUAGAAGAACUCACACUGGAGAGAAGCCUUUUAAAUGUGACAGAUGUGGGAAAGCUUUUGCUACUUCUUCAAAUCUUGGUAAACAUUUUAGAAUUCAUACUGGAGAGAAGCGUUUUGGGUGUAAUAUAUGUGGGAAAAGAUUUACCAGGUCUUCAUCCAUAGUCAUACACAUGCGUACUCACACUGGAGAGAAACCCUAUAAAUGUAAGCAAUGUGGGAAAGCCUUCAUUCGAUCUUCACACCUCAUUGACCAUGUGAAAACUCACACUGGAGAGAAGUUCUUUAAAUGUGACACAUGUGGGAAAGCCUUUUCUACUUCCUCAUAUCUCAAUAAACAUUUUAGAGCUCAUAGUGGAGAAGAGCCUAUUGAGUGUAACAUAUGUGAGAAAACAUUUACCAGUUAUUGGCCCUUUAUCAUUCACAAGCGUAUUCACACUGGAGAGAAGCCCUAUAAAUGUAGAGAAUGUGGGAAAGACUUUAGUAGCUUUAUGGACCUUGAAAGUCACAAGCAAACUCACGCUAGAGAGAAACCCUAUGAAUGUAGGGAAUGUGGGAAGGCCUUUACUCAAUAUGCAAGCCUUAUUGACCAUAGAACAGCUCACACUAGAGAGAAGCCUUUUAAAUGUGACAAAUGUGGGAGGACCUUUGCUACUUCCUCAAAUCGUAGUAAACAUUUUAGAACUCACAUUGGAGAAAAGCCUUUUGAGUGUAAUCUGUGUGAGAAAAGAUAUACCAGUUCCAGGUACUUAAUCAUUCACAAGCAGACUCACAGUGGAGAGAAGCGCUAUAAAUGUAAGUAAUGUGGAAAGGACUUUCCAUGUUCUUUGCACCUUAGCGUUCAGAAGCAAAGUCAUAUUGGAGAAAAACUCUAUUAAUAUAAGCAGUUUGGGAAAGCCUUCACUCACUCCUCAGGCCUUAGUGACCACAUGAAAGCUCACAGUGGAGACAAGCCUUUUAAAUGUGACACAUGUGAGAAAGCCUUUGAUACUUCCUCAAAUUUUAAUAAACAUUUUUUAAACAGAAGCCCUUUUGACUGUAAUAUAUGUGGGAAAACUAUUUAUGAAUUCUUGGUACUUUAUCAUUCACAAGCAUGCUCACAUUGGAGAUAAAUCUUAGAAAUGUAAGGAAUCUGGGAAAUCCUUCAGUUUCUCACUUCCUUUUGGUGUCAGGAAAGAACUCCCCUGGAGAGAAGUUUUCUCUGUGUGAGGAAUGUGGUAAAGCCGUCAGGAGUCCUGAUUCACUCCAAAGACAUGGAAGCACCACGCUGCAGAGAUGCUCUCCAACGUGAGAAAUGAGAGAAAGCCAUCAGACUCCUCAUAGCAUAGCGUGUAAGGACUCACAAGGAAGCCAUCCUAUUAAGAAGCAUGGAAAGCCCUUCCCCAUUUCCUCAGUGAAAUAUAUAUUUCCUAUAUGUGAAAGAGCUUGCAGUGGAGAGAAAUCUAACUGAUAUAAGAUAUGUGGAAAAAUUGUUGUGCUAAUGUUCACUUGUCAUUUUGCUUUGAAGAAAAGCUUUAUGAAUGGAAGAAAUGUAGAGUCAUCCUUAUCUUCCAUUGGAUUGAUUUUCAUGCUUAAUAAACAUGGGAUGAUUCACA
Molecule: messenger RNA, 3420 nt
Organism: Diceros bicornis minor
Lineage: Eukaryota; Metazoa; Chordata; Mammalia; Perissodactyla; Rhinocerotidae
Product: zinc finger protein 266-like
Exons: 9
Coding region: 1-2628 (875 amino acids)
Biological process (GO): regulation of transcription by RNA polymerase II
Molecular function (GO): RNA polymerase II cis-regulatory region sequence-specific DNA binding; DNA-binding transcription factor activity
Source: RefSeq, a predicted model, not a curated record